AUGUUCCCAAUCUUGCGCCAAAUCGGUUUCGGCGGUACAGUGUUGCGUUUGUCAUCCGAUGUCUCAUUUUUUUUCCCUUUUGAAUCUCCGAUGGUGCGGAGAAGUUUGAUGGUCUUGUUUGAGUGGAUUCGUCACAUUCGAGUUCCGAAUCAAGAUCAAUGCAGCGACUCGCUUUCGAUCGACAAUCAGAUAUCGAGGCUCGAGCUUGAAAAGAAAGCGUGGCACAAUGGUAAGGUGCUGGCAGAGGAAUUUGCUGAUCGAACAGGAACAAAGCAUUCAACGACCAGGCUUGAGUUCGAGUUCGAGAAGGCCGAAGUCGAGACUCGCAAGAGUCAGGAACCCAAAAUCAAGGGUGGCGCUUCGACCUUCAGAUCAACAGCCAUCUCCCGCUCGAAUGCCGCGGUGUCAGGUCUGGUUUUGACUUGUGUGACGCUGCCGUGCGAUUUGAGCAAAUCCUGA
Pseudozyma hubeiensis SY62 is the source of this 459-nucleotide messenger RNA. RefSeq lists its product as hypothetical. The record is from RefSeq and is a predicted model, not a curated record. The coding region runs from base 1 to 459 and encodes 152 amino acids. Lineage: Eukaryota; Fungi; Basidiomycota; Ustilaginomycetes; Ustilaginales; Ustilaginaceae. The transcript is spliced from 2 exons.